AUGGAGGAUAGAAAGUCUUCCCUAGGUCAACUCAGUUUGAUUGACGAGAAGCUAGAUCAGUAUGGCCUGAAGCUAGCAGACAAUGGGCGCAGUGUGAUAUGGAAAUCGGACAACCCGCGUCAUCCGCGCAACUGGUCGACUGCGCGCAAGGUGUAUGAUGCUUUUUGGAUCUGUUAUAUCGAAUGCAGGACACGACAUGAAUACGGAAUCAGUGAGACGUUGGCUAUAUUUAUCUUUGUGUCGUUACAUUUGAUAGGACAAGGACUUGGAAGCAUCGUCUUCCCCCCAUACUCGGAGGUCUGUGGUCGGAAGAAUCUCUAUGUCAUCAGCACCGCGCUGUUUGGCAUAACUUGCGCCAUGGUUGCGAUUCCCUCGCCAGGAGGCGCAGUCAUCGGCCGUCUGCUCAGCGGCAUUCUGGGGGCAAUUCCAACAACCGUCGUGGCUGGGAGCAUUGAGGAUAUGUUCAAUUCCCGGUACAGGAUCUGGGUCAUCGCGGUGUGGACUGUGUCCUGGAAUAUUGGCUCCGCAUUGGGCCCGAUAUACAGCGACUAUAUCAUCGAGGCGUUGGACUGGCGCUGGAUCUUCUACGUCGCAGCCAUCAUCUCCGGCGCCUUCACCAUCAUGCUCCUCACCAUCCGCGAGUCCCGCCCCCCUCUCGUCCUCGAACGCGAGAUCCAAAAACUCCCACCCUCCAUCCGCGGAGAAGGCACAGACGCCCUCCAGAGCUUCAACCCCGACCAAGUCCCCGAUCUCACGACCUUCGUCGCCGUCUUUCUCAUGCGCCCUCUCCGGCUCCUCGCCACUGAGCCCAUCGUCUUCCUCGUCUCCAUCCUCGGCCCCAUCCCCUACGCCAUCACCUACCUCUUCAGCCAAUCCCUCCCUGACGUCUACGAAUCCCUCGGCUUCACAACAAACCAAGCACACCUGCCUCUCUUCGCAAUCUGCGUCGGCGUCCUCUUCAUCCUCCCAGCGAGAUGGUACAAUGACUACCGCGUCAGUAAACACACCCGUCUCAACCGUCCCAUCACCCCAGAACACCAACUCCUCGGCCUCAUCAUCGCCGCCCCAGUCCUCGCAGGUGGCAUGUGGCUCUUCUCGUGGACGAUCCCGCCCCUAGUCCCCGGCGUGCACUGGAUCGUCCCGACUAUCGGGCUUGUCUGCGUCGGUUACGCGGGCGGAGAGUUCCCGACGGUUCUAGCCGGGUAUUUGUCCGAUAGUUAUAGGGGGUAUUCGUCGAGUGCGUUUGCGGCGCUGGCGUUGGUACGGGUUCUCCUGGCGGCGACGUUUCCACUGUUCUCGCCUGAUAUGUUUGCGAAUCUGGGGCCGAAUGUCGCGGUUACGGUCCUGGCCGCCAUUGCCACGGUGUUUUGUGCGGUGCCGCCGUUGUUGAAGGCCUUUGGGGAGAGGAUCAGGGCGAGGAGUAGCUUUGCGAAGGAGAGUUUGGUUUUGUAUAGUAUGACGACGGUGGAUAAGGAGGGUUUCUGAGUCUAUGUUCGGG
This is a messenger RNA of Aspergillus steynii IBT 23096, 1498 nucleotides long. RefSeq names its product putative MFS transporter. Gene Ontology annotation, biological process: transmembrane transport. Lineage: Eukaryota; Fungi; Ascomycota; Eurotiomycetes; Eurotiales; Aspergillaceae. The transcript is spliced from 5 exons. The coding region runs from base 1 to 1485 and encodes 494 amino acids. The record is from RefSeq and is a predicted model, not a curated record. Gene Ontology annotation, molecular function: transmembrane transporter activity.